AUGAGAGGAUUGGUGGAGUGCCAGGAGAAAGAGCAUAGGAUUCAGAGAAGAUUGGUGGAGUGCCAGGAGAAGGAGCAUAGGAUUCAGAGAAGAUUGGUGGAGUGCCAGGAGAAGGAGCAAAGGAUUCAGAGAAGAAUAGUGGAGCAGGCGGCGGGCCACCCAAGGGUCCCUGCCAAGCAGGCCUUGGUGCGGGCAGGCGGGCGGGCCACAAGGUCCUUCCAGGCAGGCCCCUGGUGCAGGCAGCGGGCGUGGGCCACAAGGUCUGCCCAGCAAGCCCGGUGCGGGCAGGCGGGCGGGCCACAAGGUCUGCCCAGCAGGCAGGCGGGAGGGCCACAAGGUCUGCCCAGCAGGCCUGGUGCAGGCAGGGCGGCCGGGCCACAAGGUCUGCCAAGCAGGCCUGGUGCAGGCAGGCGGGGGGCACAAGGGUCUGCCAAGCAGGCCUGGUGCACAGGCGGGCGGGCCACCAAUGGUGCAGCAUGGCGGGCGGGUGCAGGGCAGCGGGCGGGCCACAAGGUCUGCCCAGCAGGCCUGGUGCGGCAGGCGGGCGGGCCACAAGGUUCCUGCCCAGCAGGCCUGGUGCAGGCAGGCGGGCGGCCACAAAGGUCUGCCCAGCAAGCCUGGUGGCGGGAAGGCGGGCGGGCCAGAAGGCUGCCCAGGGCAGGCCUGGUGCAGGCAGGCGGGCGGGCCACAAGGUCUGCCCAGCAGGCCUGGCAGAGGCGGGAGGGCCACAAGGUCCUGCCCAGCAGGCCGGGUGCAGGCAGGCCGGGCGGGGCCACAAGGUCUGCCCAGCAGGGCCUGGUGCAGGCAGGCGGGCGGGCCAGAAGGUCUGCCCAGCAGGCCUGGUGCAGGCAGGCGGGCGGGCCAGGUUGCCCCAGGCAUGCCUGGUCCCAGGCGGAGGGCGGGCCCAUAAAGGUGCCAGGCAAGGCGGUGCAGGGCAGCGGUGGGCAGAAGGUGCCAAGCAGGCCUGGUGCAGGCAGGCGGGGGGGGCGGGCCAGAAGGUCUGGCCAGCAGGCCUGGUGCAGGCAGGCAGGCGGGCCACAAGGUCUGCCCAGCAGGCCUGGUUGUCAGGCAGGUGGGCGGGCCACAAGGUCUGCCCAGCAGGCCUGGUGCAGGCAGGCAGGCGGGCCACAAGGUCCCUGCCCAGCAGGCCUGGUGGCAGGCAGGUGGGCGUGCCCCAACAAGGUCUGCCCAGCAGGGCCUGGUGCAGGCCGUCAGGCCGGGCCGGGCCCAAGGUUCUGCCCAAGCAGGCCUGGUGGCAUGGCAGGGGCGGGCCCCGGGCCCAAGGUCUGCCAAGCAGGGCCUGGUGCAGGUAAGGCGGUCGGGCCCCACGGUCUGCCCAAGCCCAGGGCCUUGUGCAGGAGCGGGCGGCCCCAAGGGGGUCUGGGCCCAGCAGGUUUUCCCCUUGGUGCCAGGAAGGCGGGCGUGCCACAAGGGUUCCUGGCCCAUCGCCUGGUGCCAGGCAUGGCGGCUGGCCACAAUGGUCUGCCGAGCAGGCCUGGUUGCAGGCAGGCGGGCAGGCCCAACCAACGGUCCUGCCAGCUUAGGCCUGGUGCAGGCAGGCGGGGGGCCGGGCCACAAGGUCUGCCCACAGGCAGGCCUUGGUUGCAGGCAGCGGGCGGGCCACAAUGGUCCUGCCCAUCCCAGGCUGUUGUAGGCCAGGCGGGCGUGCCACAAGGGCUGCCCACCAGGCUGGUGCAGGCAGGCGGGUCCGGGCCACAAGGUUCUGCCCAGCCAGCCCCUGGUGCAGGCAGGCGGGCGGGCCCCAGCAAGGUGGUGCUGGCCCAGGCCGGCGGGCCACAAGCCUGCCCAGGCAGGCCUGUUGCAGGCAGGCGGGCGUCCACAAACGUCUGCCCAGCGCUGGUGCAGGCAGGUGGGCGGGCCACAAGGUCUGCCCAGCCGGCCUGGUGCAGGCAGGCGGGCGGGCCACGAAGUCUGGCAGGCGGGCGGGCGGGCCACAGGUCUGCCCACCAGGCCUGGUGCAAGGCAGGCUGUCGGCCACAAGGUCUGCCCAGCGGCGGUGCAGGCAGGCUGGCGGGCCACAAGGUCUGCCCAGCUCAGGCCUGGCCUGGUGGGAGGCAGCGGGCGGGCCACAAGGUCUGCCCAGCAGGCCUGGUGCAGGCAGGCGGGCGGACCAAAAGGUCUGCCCAGCAGGCCUGGUGCGGCCAGGCCGGGCGGGCCCCAAGGUCUGCCCAGCCUGCACCAGCUGGUGCAUGCAGGGCGGCGUGCCACAAGGUUCUGCCCAGCAAGCGCUGUGGAGGCAGGCGGACGGUCUGCCAAGCAGGCCUGGUGAAGGCAGGCGGGCGGACCCAAAAGGUUCUGCCCAGCAGGGCCUUGUGCAGGGCAGGGGGCGGUGCCCGGGCCCACAAGGUUCAUGCCAGCCUGCACCAGCUGGUGCAGGAAGGCAAGGCGGGCGGGCCACAAGGUCUGCCCCCAGCAAGCCUGGCUGCAGGGCAAGGCGGACCGGCUCUGCCAAAGCGGCCCCUGGGUGAAGGCAGGCGGGCGGGCCAACAAGGUCUGCCCAGCAGGCCUGGUGCAGGCAAGGCGGGGGGCCAAAGUCUGGGCCCAGGGCAGGCCUGGUGCAAGGUAGGCGACGGGGCCACAAGGUAUGCCCAGCAGGCCUGGUGCAGGCAGGCGGGGGGCCAACAAGGUUUAGCCCAGCAAGGCCUUGGUGCCCAGGCAGGUGCUGGUCCUGGCUGGGGUGGGCGCCGAGGCCCCACCGCCCACUCGGCCGCCAGGCCGGCCCCCACCCAAGCCACCCACCACCCCCCCACCCCACCCAACCCACCCCACCCCACAAGGUCUGCCCAGCAGGCCUGGUGCAGGGCAAGGCGGGCGGCGGGCCACAAGGUCUGCCCAGCAGGCCUGGCGUGCAAGGCAGGCGGGGGUCGGGCCACCAAGGUCUGCCCAAGGUGGCCUGGUGCCAGGCAAGGCGGCGGCGGACCACAAAGGUCUGCAAGCAGCCUGGUGCAGGCAAGGGCGGGCGGGCCACAAGGUCUGCCCAGCAGGCCUGGUUGCAGGCAGGUUUUCAGGGCUGGGCCGUGCCACAAGGUCUGCCCAAGCAGGCCUGGUUGCAGGACAGGCGGGCGGACCACAAGGUCCUGCCCCAGCAAGGUCCUGGGCCAGGCAGGCGGGCGGGCCAUAAGGUUCUCCCAAGGCAGGCCUGGGUGCAGGCAGGCGGGAGGGCCACAAGGGUUCCGGCAAGGAGGCCUGGUGCAGGCAGGCGGGCGGGCCACAAGGUCUGCCCAGCAGGCCUGGUGCAGGGCAGGCGGCGGGCGGGAACCACAAGGUUGUACCCAAGGCAGGCCUGGUGCAGGCAGGGCUGGGCGGGACCCAACAAGGUCUGCCCGAGCAGGCCGCUGGUGCAGGCAGGCGGGCGGGGGACCACAAGGUCUGCCCAGGCAGGCCUGGUUGCAGGCAGGCGGGCGGGGCCACCCAAUGGGUCUGCCAGCAAGGGACUUGGUGCAGGCAGGCGGGCGGGCCCCACUAAAGGUCUGCCCAGCAGGCCAUGGUGGCAGGGCAGGCGGGCGGACCAAACAAGGUGUCUGCCGAAGCAAGGACCUGGUUGCAGGCAGGCGGGCGGAGCCACAAGGUUCUGCCCAGCAGGGCUGGUGCAGGCAGGCGGGAGCGGACCACAAGGGUCUGCCAGCAGGACUGGUGCAGGCAGGCGGGCGGACCCCACAAGGUCCCUGCCGCAGCAGGCCUGUGCAGGCAGGCGGGCGUACCACAAGGUCUGCCAAGCAGGCUGUGCAGGCAGGGGGGGACCGGGGCGCCCAGCAACCGGUCUGCCCAGCAGGCCUGGUGCAGGCAGGCGGGUGCGCGGACCACAAGGUCUGCCCAGCAUGGCCAACUGGUGCAGGCAGGCGGGUGUACCACAAGGAUGUUCUGCCCAGCAGGCCUGGUGCAGGCAGGCGGGCGGGACCACAAGGUCUGCCCAGCAGGCCUGGUGUAGGCAGGCGGUGCCGGAGGGGGCGGGAGCCACAAGGUCUGCCAGCAGGCCUGGUGCAGGCAGGGCGGGGGGCCACAAGGUAUGCCCAGCGGGCGGGCCACAAGCGGGUCUGCCAAUCCAGCCUGGGGGCAGGCAGGCCGGGCGGGCCACAAGGUCUGCCAAGCACGGCCUGGUGCAGGUCAGGCAGGGAGGAACGGGCCACGAAGGUCUGCCAGCAGGCCUGGUGCAGUCAGGCUGGCGCGCACAAGGUCUGCCCAAGCAAGGCCUGGUGCAGGCAUGGCGGGGCGGUCCUGCCCAGCAGGGGCCUGGGGCCAGGGCAGGCGGGUGCGUGCCACAAUUUCCUUGCCCAGGCAGGCCUGGUGCAGGCAGGCGGGCGGGCCACAAGGUCUGGGCAGGGCCAGGCAAGGCCGGGGGCACCAAGGCGGGCCCGGGCCACCGGUGUGCCCAGCAGGCCUGGUGCUGGCAGGCGGGGCGGGCCACAAGGUCUGGGCCCAGCAGCCUGGUGCAGGCAGGCGGGCGGGCCACAAGGUCUGGCCCGCAGGCCUGGUGUCAGGAAGGCGGGCGGGCCACAAGGUCUGCCCAGCAGGCCCUGGUGCAGGGCAGGGACCGGGCGGACCCAAGGGUCUGCCAAGCAGGCCUGGUGUCAGGCAGCGUGCGGGUCAAAGGUCUGCCCAGCAGGCCUGGUGCGGCAGGCGGGCGUGCCACAAGGUCUGCCCAGCAGGCCUUUUGCAGACAGGCGGUGCGGAACCACCACAAGGUCUGCCCCUAGCAGGCCUGGUGGCAGGCAGGCGGGCGGACCAACAGGUCUGCACAAGCAGCCUGGUGGCAGGCAGCCGGGCGGACCACAAGGUCCUGCCCAGGCAGGCCUGGUGGCAGGCAGGCGGGCGGGCCACAAGGUCUGCCCAGGAGGCCUGUGCAGGGCAGGGGCGGGCGGGCCACAAGGUCUGCCCAGCAGGCCUGUUGCAGGCAUGGGCGGGCGGGCCACAAGGUCUGCCCAGCAUGCCUGGUUCAUGGAAGCGGGCGGACACAAGGUCGCCCAGCAGGCCUGUUGCAGGCAGGCGGGCGGACCACAAUGUCUGCCCCAGCAGGCCUGGUGCCGGCAGGCGGGCGACCACAAAAAAGGUCUGCCACAGCAGGAACUUGUGGCCAGGCAGGCGGUUGACACAAGGUUGUCUGCCCAUCAGGCCUGGUGCAGGCAGGCUGCGGACCACAAGGUCUGCCAAGCAGGCCUGGUGCACGGCAGGCGGGGCGAGCCACAAGGUUCUGCCAGCAGUCCGGUGCAGGCAGGCGGCGGACCACAAGGUCUGCCCAGCAGGACUGGUGCAGGCAGGCGGUGGACGGGCAAGGUCUGCCAAGCAGGCCUGGGUGCAGGCAGGCGGGAGUGCCACAAGGGUCCCCUGCCCAAACACGCCUGGUGCAGGCAGGCGGGCGGGCCACAGGUCUGCCCAAGCAAGGCCUGGUGGCAGGUCAGGCGGGCGGCCAUCAAGGUCUGGGCCCCAUCAGGGCCUGUGGGCAGGCAAGGCGGGGCGUCUGGCCCAAUCAUCCUGGUGAGGCCAGGCCGGGCGGGCCACAAGGUCUGGUCCCAAGCAGCCUGUGCAGGCAGGCGGGCGGCCACCAAGGGUGGCCCAAUCAGGGCCUGGUGCAGGCAGGCGGGGCGGGCCACAAGGUCUGCCCCCCAAGCAGGCCGGGUGGCAGGCAGGCGGCGGGCCACAAGGUUCUGCCCAUCAGCCUGGUGCAGGCAGGCGGGCGCGCCACAAGGUCUGCCAGCAGGCCUGGUGAGGCAGGCGGGCGGACCACAAGGGUCUUUCCACGCAGGCCUGGUGCAGGCAGGCGGGCGGUCCACAAGGUCUGACCAGCAGGCCUGGUGCAGGCAGGCGGGCGUGCCACAAGGUCUAGACAGCAGGCCUGUUGCAGGACAGGCGGGCGGACCACAAGGUUCUGCCCAGCAGGGCUGGUGCAGGCAGGGGCGGGCGGACCACAAGGUCUGCCAAGCGGCUGGUGCAGGCAGGCGUGGCGGACCCACAAAGGUCUGA
Molecule: messenger RNA, 5979 nt
Organism: Macrobrachium nipponense
Lineage: Eukaryota; Metazoa; Arthropoda; Malacostraca; Decapoda; Palaemonidae
Product: collagen alpha-1(I) chain-like
Exons: 4
Coding region: 1-5979 (1992 amino acids)
Source: RefSeq, a predicted model, not a curated record